Messenger RNA from Brienomyrus brachyistius, 2087 nucleotides. RefSeq names its product peptide YY. The record is from RefSeq and is a predicted model, not a curated record. NCBI's taxonomy places the organism in Eukaryota, Metazoa, Chordata, Actinopteri, Osteoglossiformes, Mormyridae. Gene Ontology annotation, cellular component: extracellular region. The transcript is spliced from 5 exons. Gene Ontology annotation, molecular function: neuropeptide Y receptor binding; neuropeptide hormone activity. Gene Ontology annotation, biological process: neuropeptide signaling pathway; feeding behavior. Bases 1445 to 1738 code for a protein of 97 amino acids.
AAUCGCAAACGGUUGCUUCCCAAUAACAUUCAGUGUAAGGAAGAUUUUUAAACUGCUAAUUAUUGAGCGUUGGGAUAGGAUGCCGUCUGGUGCAAAGGUGGUCAAAUGAAAACGGAUUAUAUUUCUUAUAACAUAGCAAAUUGCUGUUUUGUGAACACUGGAAUGUUUGUGUUGUUUUAAUACGGUCUUAGAUGAUCCCCAUAAAAGACUAAGUUUUAACACAUGUAAAAUAUUCAAAAUUAGUUUUUUUUUCUUGCCAUGUUUCUUCAGUUUUAACCGAUUUGAUUUGAUUAAACCACAAGAGCAUCUACUGUGGGCGUGUGAGCUGUAUGAACCAAUUCAAUAUUUCGGUUCUGACACGUGCAGCCUAAUUGCGCCAUGCUGAACCGGUACUCCCUUCAAACUGCACUUAGUUAAAAGUAAACAAUUUAAUGAAAUGCGGUAAAUUUUCUAGGUAUUUUGUUCACCUCAAACUCAAAAGUCGUAUUCUGGUUCACUUGUAUUUAGGUUUAUCUUUCUGUCUACGGCUAUUUUCAGUCAGCUGCCGAUAAAACGAAUGCUGAAUGCUUAACUAACACAAGGUUCAACCACGCGGAACUAUAAUAGUGCUGAAACGCAGGAUAUCAUUUCACGUUACUUGGUGCGAUGACAUGGAACGGAAUAGCCCAACAUUCAUCAUCAUCAGACCGCAAGGCUCCAAUGGGUUUUUAAAAGGGAUCAUUUCGGAACAUUUUAAUCUGAAGAAUAUUUUCAGGAUUGAAUACUUAAAUAUGUAAGUCUAUGUGCGGUUAACUUGAAAGGAACACCCAUUCAUCCUUGAAAAGACAGCAUUUAUUGAAAAGACGGCAUACUUUCGCCCUUUAUAAUGAAGAAUCAAUUUGCUCAUAUAGGGGCCCCCUGUACGCUAAGAAGAAUAAAUCGAUGUUCCCGACUAACGAAUAAAAACUAAACUGAUACCGACAGCUCACGAAACGCAUGCAAAGGUAAAUCCCACAAAUUCCCUUAUGCUGGUGGAUAAUAAACCGAACAAUAAAAACUCUUCAAAUGUGAAAUUAGCUAUUUCGUGUUUUAUCAUUUCACAGGCUGCUCUUUUGAGGUUCUUACGCCGUUGCUGUUCGAAAAGCUUUUUUGUUUUGUGCUAUGGGAGCGUAAGAUAGCAUUACUAAGAUAUUAAUCAUCAGCUGAUUCCGCCCACUUCUACUCUACCCCGGCCACCCCCCUCCUUUUUUGUGUCCUGGAGAUAGCAGCAGGUAUAAAAGCCCUCCAGGGCUGAGCAGAAGAAACAUAGGCUGCAGUUUGAAUGCUAGGCGUAAAUAAAACAAAAGCAAAAGACAACCAAGACUUCGCCAACUGAAAAACCAAACCUCUUGGAAGCAAUAGAUCCCGGGGCAGCAGAGAACACCGGCUGUUUCACCGACCACCUGUAACGGCAACCCCUCCAAAAAUGGCUGUUGUCCUGAAACCCUGGAGCGUCCUCAUGGCCCUCGUCUUCUGCGUGCUGGUGUGUCUCGGCACCUUCGUGGAAGCCUACCCACCCAAGCCGGAGAACCCUGGGGAGGACGCGGCGCCCGAAGAAAUGGCCAAAUACUACUCUGCUCUCAGACAUUACAUCAACCUCAUUACGAGACAGAGGUACGGCAAGAGGUCCACCCCCGAGGGCGUGAUGGCGGAGCUGCUGUUCGGAGACGAGUCAGAGCACAGCCAGCGAUCACGAUCCGACGACUCAUACAUGUGGUGAUUCCCGGCCCGCCCCCCUCCCUCCCCGGCGUCCCACUCGUUGUGUCCGCUCUGCUUGAGGGAGCCAUCUGGUGGAUCAAGCAGCAGUUCCCAGACGACCCCUGACCGUCACCGGACUGUGGCCUGUCACUCGACGCAUGCGAUUUGUCUCUGUCCUCGCACCUCUUCUCUCGUUCCAUCCUGCUUCUGUCAUAUCAAGACAAUUGUACAUAAUUUAUUAUUAACAUAAUAGAAUAAAUUAAAAAGAAGUAAAUCUUGUCAUAAAUGCUAUAUCUUACAGAGAAUUUUCUUUUUGUUUGUAUUGGACAAAUGCUUAUGUGCAAUUAAAGUUUGAUGGAUGAUUCAUUUGA